Liolophura sinensis is the source of this 4131-nucleotide messenger RNA. Its product is annotated as protein mono-ADP-ribosyltransferase PARP14-like. The transcript has 6 exons. The coding region runs from base 16 to 2643 and encodes 875 amino acids. Gene Ontology annotation, molecular function: metal ion binding. Lineage: Eukaryota; Metazoa; Mollusca; Polyplacophora; Chitonida; Chitonidae. The record is from RefSeq and is a predicted model, not a curated record. Gene Ontology annotation, biological process: protein ubiquitination; Notch signaling pathway.
GAAGGCUUGACUCUGAUGCUUUAUUCAGGUGACAUCACCAGGUUGUCCGAUGUGGACUGUAUUGUCAAUUCCACUGACCCUGAACUCCGGCAUAGCGGCGGCGCUGCCGCAGCUAUUAAGAAAACUGCAGGACCUGGAUUUCUUAAGUUAUGUGAAGGUCAAAAUCUUGGAGUAGCCCAGUGCAUAUCUACAGGAGCUGGAAAUCUGCCUCACAAGAGAGUUCUCCAUGUAUUCCUCGAGCGAUGGGAAUCUUGGAAUGAUAAACGCUUCAUUAGUCAACUGAAGAGUACCAUCUGGGCAGUUCUGAAUCAAGCGAAUAAAGAUAAGAUGAGAUCCCUUGCAUUAUCGGGCAUUGGAACAGGUGCACUAAAGUUUCCUAUAGAUAAGUGGGUGAAAUGUGUAGUGGAUGUCAUCAAAGACUACGCAAAGAGAUUUAUGAAGGACAAAGCCUUAAAAGAGAUACAUUUUGUGGACAAAAAUCCAGAAUUCCUGCGACGCCUUGAGGAAGGACUGCUGAAAGUUUUUCCUCAAACAUGGAGCCAACCUAAUUCACAGGAGACCACAAGUAGUAAACAGUCGUCGGCGUCAAGUGAAUCACACCAACUAACGACAUUUCAUAUUUCUGGUCCCUGCCAAGUAGUCGUUCAGAAAACCGAUAUUACUACAUUCCAGGGAGAUGCUAUUGUAAUCACGGUGGACAAGAACAUUUCCGGUCCACUUUCUGAUGCUGUAUCUCGUGCUGCUGGACAGGAGUACACGGCAGAGAAAGACAAGAAGCUUAGAGAUAAAGCUGGAGACGUAUUUGUGACCGACGCGGGACAGUUACCUUGUAAAUAUGUGGUCCAUGCAUUGCUUAGCGGAUCAUCCACGAGAAAGGACGACAUUGGUGCACUUGUCACCUGCGUACUGUCUGAAGCCGAGGCAGUGAAGAUUCAGACGAUUGCUUUCCCGGCCAUUUCAACAGGAUUUGUGGGAAUGUCUGUAAACGCUGGAUGCCAGCUGUUGGUGGAUAAUAUCUCUUCCUACAUGAAGAACAACCCGAGCACCUUUCUAAAAAAGAUUUACUUGGUAGAUAUAGAUGAAAAGAAAGUGGAUCAGUUUCGCGUUUUGCUUACGCAGCAGAUAUCAACCCUUAAGAAAGAACAACACGAAUUAACCCCCAACCACGGGUAUUCGACUUUGCAAAAAUCGCCCGACUCGCCCAAGUUAGAGAGCAAAACUAAGGAUGACUCUUCUACGCUCAGCACACAAAGGCCUGUGGAGAAUCGACUGCCUGCAAGGUUUGCCAUUUCAGAUUCAUGUACAGUUGAAGUUGAAAAAGCUGACUUUCGUACAUUUGAAGGAGAUGCACUCGUAGUUACGGUGCGCGAAGAUUUCACAACAGCUAGUGGUCAGGACUUGGCUUUGACGAUGACAGCAGGCGAAAAGUAUUAUGAAGAGCUGAAGCAGAAAAAAUCAGCCAAACCAGGAGAUGUUGUGGUCACAGGAGCUGGCAACAUGGGAUAUGGCCAUGUGAUACAUGGUGUCUGGGACACAAAACACUCGUCAGGUGUUGGAGAGCUGAGGACACUUGUGCCACGUAUCUUAAAUAAGGCUGAUGAAUUAGAGAUGAAAACACUUGUUGUUCCACCUCUCUGGACUGGUCUACUUAACAUUACAACCCAUGACGGAUGCUCCGCUGUGGUAGAGGGAAUUUUUCGUUUUGUGACAAUAUUACCUGAUAUAUCAGUGAAGAUUUACUUGAUGGACACAGACAUGAACACGCUGGACUGUUACUGUAAAGAGCUGAGAAAACGAGUACCUAAUUUAGAGCGUGUCGAUCCCAUUCAAGCAUCUGGCGGAGGUGAUGUAUCCAUGUCCGGGAUGUCCAGAGCUGACGACCAUCAGCCAGCUGUCUGGUCAGAUGCGCUUUGUUUUCUCUGUCAAGACGAGCGUGUAUCUGCCAAAGUGAGAAGGUGUGGCCAUGCAUUGUGUGGCGCAUGCGUGAUUCCUGGACUUGAUGUUCAAUUCUGCUGUAAGGAAUCCAGCAAUCCGAGUGCCCACACCAUUCCUGGCAUUGAGGCCGAGAAGGACGAGGAAGAUUGUGUCAUUUGUCUGUGCCCCAAAACAGACCCCAAGAGCUUGCAGUGCGGCCACAAAUUUUGCAAAGAUUGCAUCGAAGAGUAUUUCUCGAAGUGUGCAAUGCUUUGUCCUGUGUGUAAAGCAGUUUGUGGGAAAGUAACCGGUAACCAACCUUACGGAACGAUGAAGGUGGAGGAGACGUAUAAAUCCUGCGCUGGAUAUCAAGGUUACAAGUCUCUAAUCAUUCACUAUAAUUUCCCAAACGGAAUUCAACAGGAGGGGCAUCCAAAUCCUGGGAUGAAGUUUCGAGGAGCGAGACGAAGGGCCUAUCUACCUAACAACAGCGAGGGAAAACGGGUGCUGAGAUUGUUGAGAAGGGCCUUCGACCAACGUCUGACCUUCACAGUGGGCACCUCGAUGACGUCAGGUAGAGAUAACGUAGUCACGUGGAAUGACAUUCACCAUAAAACAUCCAUGCAUCUGGGACCGGAAAGGUUUGGCUACCCUGACCCCACUUACCUGUCACGUGUAAGGGAAGAGCUGAGAGCCAAAGGUAUCGUGGAAUCAGACACAGACUUAUAAACCGGUGUGAAUACUGUGCAGAUCUCAGAGUUAAACUCAAACCUGUGUGAAUACAGUGCUGAUCCUGCAGUAAACUCAAAGGAGUGUGAAUACAGAUCAGAUACCGCAGCAAACUGAAACCAUUGUGAAUACAGUGCUGAUCCCACAGUAAACUCAAACCUGUGUGAAUACAGUGCUGAUCCCACAGUAAACUCAAAGCAGUGUGAACACAGUGAUGAUCCCACAGUAAACUCAAACCAAAGUGAAUACUGUUCAUAUAUAGGAACAUUACACACAUGAUGUGUAAAUUUCUUCAUGUAUAGUAGUACAAAAUCGUUAAAUUAUUUUGCAUUAUUUCAAAAUGAUAAAUUUCAGACAAUAAUGUGCGCUCAGCAUUAAGAGGAUAGUGCAACGACUGUUUGACUGGUAUCAGUAUAAUGGUUCGGGUGGGGCUGUUUACUUGCCUUCGGUAAGUCGUCUCAGUGAAGCAGCACUAUAUCAAAGAGCAGUCACUCACUCAUUCUUAGAGACAAUUGUGCAAAGUUUUGGAAAUAUUUUGCUUUCAGAAUCGUAGUAUUCAUCUCACACUGAUUACAAUCCAUUAAAUUGAAACUUAAAACAUUGUUUCGCGAAGAGGAAGGUACAGAUAAAAUUCAAGUUGAAGUUUUUGACCUUUCGACAAAAUUAUGGUCGUAUAAUUUCUUCUGCUAUAAACAAUGACAAGUAUUCUUCUGACAGUUCAAACUGCUAGCAUACAACUAUUACGAAAAACAUUAACCAUGUGAUGCAUUUACCCUUAGUUGAAACAUUUCUGAUGUUUGUACAAUUCAGCCCUAAUUUAAAAUAAAGAACUAUAUUUUUUUAACACGUACGCUGGGCGUUGGGAUAUUUUUUCGAUUAAUUUUGUAUCACUAAAACUCAAACCGAUAUUAGAACCUAAGACUUAAGAACUGACAUUACUCCGAUUUCCUUGCUUGGCGCUUGUCAUAGAUAUACGAGCCAAGUAAUGGUGGUCACCGUUCUGUUACUAUAGGGUGAGUGUGUGGUGUCAUAUCCAAAGUGUUUCCGUGAGGCAGCUACAAAAUCUGCUACAAAAAGACGGCGUAGUGCUAUGAACAAAAUUAUGCUCAAAGCGAGGUGCAUAAGAUAUAAGCAAAGUAACAUGCGUGUCGAAAACGUUUUGUGGCUGUAAAUACCCAACCCACUGCCACUUACAUGUAUGUUCCUAAAUCCAAUGUGUGUGCUUGUACAUGUGUAACUCGAACAAUAUUGUGCUAAUCGACGACAGUCGCGGUUUUCGUCAAGGAAACUGGAGAGCACGGGGAAACCACGGCACUUCCUGAUUUAAAGCCACAGCAGCAGCAUCUGAACAGCUGGAUUUGAAGGACUUAUUAGUCAUGUGUUUGACUGUCGUGUUUUUGUUCUGAAAUAUGUUUAUUCACCAGGACAUACAAUGAGUACAGUAUCGUUUACAUGUUAAACAAAAAGGAAUCUCUUUCACCAUCUGAG